AUGGCCAAAAGCUCAGAUAUUCACGUCCUCUUCAAACCUCUGUCGAUUCAAGGCCGUCAAAAUGAGACUCUAGAUCUCCUUGCAGAUGACGUCGACUGGACGAUCAUGGGCCACUCACCAAUGUCGCGCAAAUACACCGGCAAGCAAGACUUUGUCGACAACACUUUGAAAGUGCUUAGAGAAAGAGUCCUUACCGAGCCAUUGAGGUUGGAGGUCAGCAAUGUCAUUGGGACCUUGGAAGGCGAAGGAGACGACAUCCACGGCGAGGUGGCGGUAGAACUAGCAGCUGUCGAGGCCGUGUGUAAGAACGGGUUGACGUAUGAUAUGCGUUAUGCUUGGAUCUGUAAAUUUCAGAGGGGGAGGAUUGUGAGAGUCCGCGCCUACCUCGACACCGACCUCCUUACGCGCGCAAUGGAACAGAAUCCAUGA
Molecule: messenger RNA, 429 nt
Organism: Cladophialophora yegresii CBS 114405
Lineage: Eukaryota; Fungi; Ascomycota; Eurotiomycetes; Chaetothyriales; Herpotrichiellaceae
Exons: 1
Coding region: 1-429 (142 amino acids)
Source: RefSeq, a predicted model, not a curated record